Molecule: messenger RNA, 3081 nt
Organism: Purpureocillium takamizusanense
Lineage: Eukaryota; Fungi; Ascomycota; Sordariomycetes; Hypocreales; Ophiocordycipitaceae
Product: NAD(+) ADP-ribosyltransferase
Exons: 2
Coding region: 120-2933 (937 amino acids)
Molecular function (GO): NAD+ poly-ADP-ribosyltransferase activity
Source: RefSeq, a predicted model, not a curated record
CACUGUCCGUCAGUCAGCCUGCUGAGAGAGGCCGCGAAACGCAACCAAAUAAAAACGAGGCUCUGCCCAGCCUGCGCGUGCGGUGCCCGGAAAACACGUAUCCAUCCUCCUUUCCUUCCAUGACCCAAUCCCUUCCAACCUUGUGUCUCGUUCAUCAAUCCCCUCCCCGUUUGAUCCCAUUGUUGUCCGGUCGGUGCGGCAAACUCAAUUGCAUCUAUACAUACACUGUACACCCGCACGCCCGACGGUAUUGUGAGGAGGAGGAAGCUGCGAAGCUGCGUGCUCGUCGUCGGCGACCAACAACAAACACCACCAUAGUCCGACCGUCGUCGUCGUGUGCCGGACGGGCCCGAGACAUUGCGGACGCCGGGACCACCACCACCACCCUCACCACCUUUACACUGCCGCAGAGCCUCAUCCAUCAUCAUUCCAAACAAAAGUCAAAUAGGUACCCGCCCGCAAUGCCCCGCAGAACGAGCAGGUCGUCUGCGUCCCAGCAGCAGCAGCAGCAGCAGCAGCAGCCGGCGACGCCUGUCCUCGACGGCUGCGUCAUCAGCUUCUGCGGCAAGUUCACGCCCUGGGGCCACACGCAGGCGUCGUUUGAGGCCCUGGUGCGCGCGCUCGGCGGCCGCCCCAUGAAGACGGUCACGAAGAACGCCACGCACCUCGUCUGCACGCAAGACGACUACCGCUACGGCGACGACGGCAAGGUCAAGGCCGCCACCAAGGCCGGCGUCAAGAUUGUCCAGCCCGAGUGGCUGCUCGCGUGCGAGAAGCAGAACCACAGCCAGGGCGGCAACAACGGGCCCGUGUCAGACGACGACUACCUCUGGGCCAAUGCCGACUUGAGCGCCCCGGCACCGACGAAGAAGGGGUCCGCGCUGACGACAACGGCGAAUGGCACCGGCGGCGGCACCGGCGGCGGCGCCAAAAGAACCAAGGCUGAUGAUGACGACCAGGACGGUGAUGAGGACGAUGCGGAUGCGAAGCCUCAGGCCAAGAAGCAAAAGGCCCAUGGCACCAAUGGCAAGACAAAGGUCAAGGCCGAAGAUGCUGCCGUCAAGGAGGAAAAGGUCGUCGCCGAGGGCCAGUUCAUGAAGUCAAAGGGGCUGACGAUCCCCCUGGACGAGUACUGCCAGUUGGUCAGCUACCAAGUCUACGUGGAACCCGACUCGGGCAUGAUUUACGACGCCUCGCUGAAUCAGUCGAGCACGAGCAACAACCACAACAAGUUUUACCGUCUUCAGAUCCUGCGCGAUACCACCAGCGGCUCCUUCAAGACUUGGACGCGAUGGGGCCGCGUCGGCGAGGCCGGCCAAAACGCCAUCCUCGGCAAUGGCACGUUCCCGGACGCGCUCAAGAACUUUGAGAAGAAGUUCAAGGACAAGUCGGGGCUGCCGUGGGAUAGGCGCGGCGAAGACCCCAAGCCGGGCAAGUACGCCUUUGUCGAGCGCAGCUACAACGAUGACGAUGACGAGGACGACGAGGACAUGGACGACGCCGAGGUCAAAGCCGAAGAUGGCGACGAGCAGGCUUCCACGCCAGACUGCACGCUCCCCAAACCCGUCCAGGACCUCAUGGAAAUCAUCUUCAACCAAAAGUACUUCAUGGACACCAUGGCGUCGCUCAACUACGACGCCAACAAGCUGCCGCUCGGCAAGCUCAGCAAGGCUACCAUCCUGCGCGGCUUCCAGCAGCUCAAGGACCUGGCUGCCCUCAUUGACGACCCCACGCUGGCGAAGAGCAAGUGGGACAUGACGCUCGCCGCCGCGACGGAGCACCUGUCCAACACGUACUACUCGCUCAUCCCGCACGCCUUUGGGCGCCACCGGCCCCCCGUCAUUAACAGUGACCCGCAGCUCAAGAAGGAGAUAGAGCUCCUCGAGAGCCUGUCGGACAUGAAGGACGCCGCCGACCUGCUCAAGAAGGACCGCGCCGGCAGCCGGAGCGCACAGGAUGUGCACGCGCUGGACCGCCAGUUCCAGAGCCUGGGCAUGGAGGAGAUGACGCCGCUCGCGCACGACGGCGCCGAGUUCCGCCACCUGCGCAACUACCUCCACGGGUCGCAGGGCUCGACGCACAGCCACUACCGCUACCAGCUGCAGAACAUCUUCCGCAUCGAGCGCCGCGGCGAGGACCUGCGCCUCCGCGAGUCCAAGUUCGCCGACGUGCCCUCGGACCGGCGGCUGCUGUGGCACGGCUCGCGCGCCACCAACUUUGGCGGCAUCCUCAGCCAGGGCCUGCGCAUCGCGCCCCCCGAGGCGCCCGUCUCGGGCUACAUGUUCGGCAAGGGCAUCUACCUCGCCGACAUGUCGUCCAAGUCGGCCGGCUACUGCUGCUCCGGCAACUCCAACGGCCACGCCCUGCUGCUGCUGUGCGAGGCCGAGCUGGGCGACCCCCUGCAGCGGCUCACGCACUCGAGCUACAACGCCGGCGAGGACGCGGUCCGCAACGGCAUGUGGAGCACCCUCGGCCAGGGGAGCAUGGGGCCCAGCAAGUGGCAGGACGCAGGCGUGGUGCACGAGAGCCUCAAGGGUAUCCGCAUGGUGAGAGCCCCUUCUUCUUUUGCCCCUACUCAAGCUGCCCGUGAUUUCUCUUCCCGGUCCCCAUCACCAUUAUCCCCUCAACCACGUAUAAUCCGAGGUAUUAAGGGGGCGUGGGGGAGAACAGGCCCAUCCCACCUCCCCAUAGGCCAACAGUUGACUGACAUGUUCUGCGCCUCUUCAGCCGGACCCCAGCGUCAAGACGGGCGACACCAACGUCCCCAACACGACGCUCUUCUACAACGAGUACAUUUGCUACGACGUCGCCCAGGUCAAGCUACGGUACCUGUUCCACGUGAAGCUUUAGCGUGUUCAUCUCUUCUUUCUUAUUUUCCGGUCCGGGUUCCCCUUGGUCCCUUUCCCGAACCGGUUGCAUGGCGAGUUGCUUGAGCUUUUACUAUUAUUUUUCCUUCCUUUUUUGAGGCAGGUGUUUCGUUUGACACUGUAGCGGUGGCAUGGCAUGUGGAGAAAGCGAGCGAAUGAAUGGCGGGCGUAUAAAAUCCGGGGGCAUCUAUCUGCACACACGAAUAUGCGUGUA